This is a messenger RNA of Vitrella brassicaformis, 1559 nucleotides long. The record is from the annotation of a GenBank genome assembly. NCBI's taxonomy places the organism in Eukaryota, Vitrellaceae.
AUGUCAUCGAUCGCCAUCAAGGUCAGCCGACGCAGCGAAGGGCGUGUGUGCCGCCCCAUACCCAUGUUUGCAUGUGUUGCCUCUGCGCCUGUGGCAGAUUAUCCGUGAGGCGGAUGAGCCAUGGACGGUGUGGAUCGUCACAGACGACGUCACUGUGCCGACCGACAAAACAGCCAAUGCCACCAUCACCUCCCCUCCACUUACCACCAGCCCCCCGCCCCUCAUGCACCUCUCUUCUACCACCGCUCCACAGCCCAAGAUCGACGCCUCAGAGACCCAGCUGCUCGAAGGUAUCUUCGCUGUUCGAGCCUACAAGGGAGGGGAGGAGUAUCGUUAUUUUGUCGACAAGUGGCCCUUCAUCGUCCGCGACGUGGUGGCCCAGUUCUUCCCCCACUUGUCUCUGCCACUCCCCGGCCCGACGCCCGCCCCUGUGUCGGACCUCACUGUCGAUGUGGCUGACGUGGUUGCCGAGGUGGAGUCCCUGGUGGCCUACGCCCUUAAGAACUCCCCAGACCGGCUCCUUCAGGCGGAUCAGUGUGCCACAAUCAGCGCCUCCUACGACGCCGUGGUCACCUUUCUGUUGGCGAUGGAGAAGGCCAUGGCAAACGGCGGCGAUUCGCAAGACCUGACGGGCCCCCUCAUCGCCACUCAGCUGCGCAGACUCGCUCCAUUCCCCUGUCUGUCGGGCACAGUGGCCUUCGACGAGAGCCAAGACCGCCAGGCCAUGAUCGAGAUCGUCAACUUCGAUGGCAAGGAUGCCGUGGGCCACCCUGUGGCCGUAUGGGAGCAGCAAUACGGCCUCGAGUGGCGUGAUCGAGACGCCGACCCGGCCUCCAGUGCAUCUUUCCCGAGCGUGGUCUGACGGCAGGGCAUCGUAGGGUGCUUUCACGCUCACAGGCCGCUUGGAUACCCCCUGUGUCGGCUCGGCGAGAGCUUCAACCUUCCAUCGCUGGAGUGCGUCAAGUGUCCAGUAGGGCGGUAUGCGCCGAAGCUGGAGAGCUGGAAGGUAGUGGAUGAGGACGGGACUGACUGGGCGCGGGCGCCUCUUGAGUGCGAGCUCUGUCCCGAUGGGCUGUAUUCGGACCAGGAGGGGAUCUAUUCGGACCAGGAGGAGAGGACCGCGUGCACACCGUGCGAAACGGGACACUUCAGAAAUAAGUGAGGGGGUGACGAGCGAUUUUUGUGUCUCAUCUGGUGUGUGUCUAUGUAUUUGCUCGGCUUCUGUCCACCGCAGGAGGUAUGAGGAGGACAAUGGCAUCCCAGACGCCGAAAUGGGGUUGAAGUGCUAUCGAUGCCCGAAUCACACAAUGGCACGGCAUAAAGGCACGGCGGUGUGCGAGGAGUGCCCUUACGACGGAAUGGGUGGGAAAAUAAAAAGAGCCGAGAAUGCACAGCCCCUUUCCCAUAUUUGCUUUUAGCACCCAGAGCUGGCGCUGACUCUUGUGAAUCUAUUGAGAACUGGUAUUCUUGAUCAGCACCAACAGUUGUAAGCCGUACUUUACUGAUGAAAGCCGUACCACGGAUGUGUCCAAAAUGGUGUGUGUUGCAGAAGCAGGUAA